ACGAUAAUGUCAGAGUGUUGGUACUCGACGGUUGAUAAAAGAUAGCGGUGGCUAAACAGAAGUCAGUACUCACCCGUUAUUCGACCUGUCGAUAGACGACAGGAGACCUCAUCGUCUUUCAUAAUUAUUCGUCUCGAGGACUUAACUAUAAAACUAACAAUUAGCUAGGGGAUAAGAAGAAUUAUAGUUUUAUUUAAAAGGAAUGUGGAAAAUGAAAUGUAUUUAGGGUGGCAUAAUCGAAGUGAUCGGGAUCGGACGGUGAUCGAGUGAAAAUGUUCAGAGGACAGGACUACGCAAGAUUCGUUUUUUACAUUGUCGAUGGGUAUCGCGUGACUCACUGGCGUAGGAUCACGGCAAGAUCUAUCCGGAAGAACGGUUGACGAUCUUUCGACUUUUUCUUGAUACAAAUAAGAAUCUAAAGAGAGAGAAAGAGAGAAAUAUUAAAUAAAGUUAAUAAAAUAAAAGUUAAGUAAGAAUAAAUGUCGUGUGGAAUAACGACGAAUAGGAGGAAUUUGUUGGAUUCUCCUGGUUGGUCGGCGAUAGGCGAGAGAGUAAAAGAUCAAACCAUGCACGAUGACAAACAGCGCGACUAGACUCGAUCAAGAUUGGAUGAGGAUGGUCGAAUUACGUACUGGCGUUGGGAUGACGGGAGGAUUGGACAGCCCAUCGUCUAAUCAUCGGCUUCAUUACACGAUCCUAACGAUCUUCGAUACGAUUUUUUCGGCCAUAAUAGCUGCACCCGCGGUGGUCGGUUAUUGGAGAGGUACCUGGGGUCUAAGCGACGCUUACCUUUGCAGAGACGAUCCGAUCCUCAGUAGUUUCGUCUCGAUAGCUAUAGGAUUUACAGGACUCUUCUUCUUUAGCAUCACUCAAGACCGUUUAAAUGAUCUUCUGCACCCGGACAAACACAGGUUGUCCUAUUACGCGGGAUCGAGAAUCUACACGGCUGUAUUUGGAUUUUGUUGCGUUAACGCUUGGCGUGGCGCAUGGCAAGCCCUCGAUUUGUACACGGAACUGAUACCGAGGACCGUUUCCUUAACCACCGCGGCCAGUCUUUUAGCACUCGCGAUUAUGCGUGCCAUCAGAAACGUUUCCGCGCCGCCCUUUUCCCUUAGCCUCGAUUCCUGUCCCGGAUACUUCCAAGUGCAGACUAUGUUUCGCGUAAACAAUACGAGGGGCUGGUCGUUGUACUUACUUGAUUGCGCGUUUAGUGUUGGGGUCGUCGGUACACUGGUAGUAUUUGUCUGGAGAGGAGUGUGGAUUCUCUUCGAUCUCUAUCUUCUUCCAGAAAAUAGGGAAUACUCUGCUCUGGGUUCUCUCGCAAUCGGCUACGUAAUAGUAGUCGUAACGUUUAGUUUACAACCCUUGAUGCGUUACGUCUGCGCACGUUUGGAAGGUCUCGCUCGUCUGAUAACGGCCGACGCUUUCCUUCUUCUUAGUUUCCUAGGAACUGUCAAUGUUUGGCGCGGUAUUUGGAACUUAUUAGAUCUAUGGCUCCUGCCGAAUAAUUUAGUACUCUCCUGUUGGAUCACAUCGAUAGGUUGUUUCGUCUUUCUCCUAUUACUCAAUUGCAGUAAUUCCAUUCUCGUUCGCGGGGUUUACAUCGACGCCGAAGAGGAGGAGGGCAAGUGCGUUACCUUUCCUUGUCAUUAUCUUCGACUAUUUGUCAAGAUCGAACGUGAGAAAAAGGAAGCCAGAAGGCGAAAUCUUUUAAGCGCGUCGAAUAAUUUCGCCUCUUGUACCGAUGGAACCGGCAAAGAUGCUGAGAACGGAGCCCUCCUUCAGAAUAGCACCUCGACUACGAUCAUUCCAGGAAAUCCCGAAUCUCUCGUAUAAGAUUACUGCCAAUCCAUCGAAUGCGUUCCUAGGAGUGGUAAAAAGCCCUGCUGCAGUACCGUCAUCUUCUUUUAUUCACUAAAGGAUCGAGAAUAUGAUCGGAUUUACGCUUAAUAGGAAAAGGUACGAACCCAAGGGAAAAACGCUUUCAGUUAGUAUGUCUUUUUAACGACCGAGAAAUAGAGUGUUUAAUCGUCGUUAACUUCGUCAAGAGGAAGAAGAAGAAGAAGAAGAAGAAGCAUCGAGUGAUGCGCGAGCAUUCUGACCCAUGCAAUUACCCAAAGGCAUAAUACUCCUCGUCCUAAAUUAAAUACGACUAAAAACCUCUCCUUUAUAAUGCAUACUUUUCUUCCACGUUAAUAAUCAUAAUGCGACCAAACAAUAAUGCGUAUUAUCGUUUAUUUCCUUUUGAAAUAUCGAUUAACGUAGAAUAAUAAAUCAGAAAAUAAAUAACCACAGAAAAAAAUGA
Molecule: messenger RNA, 2305 nt
Organism: Polistes canadensis
Lineage: Eukaryota; Metazoa; Arthropoda; Insecta; Hymenoptera; Vespidae
Exons: 4
Coding region: 574-1836 (420 amino acids)
Biological process (GO): neuron-neuron synaptic transmission; neuromuscular synaptic transmission; clustering of voltage-gated calcium channels
Cellular component (GO): presynaptic membrane
Source: RefSeq, a predicted model, not a curated record